This is a messenger RNA of Alnus glutinosa, 1424 nucleotides long. RefSeq names its product PTI1-like tyrosine-protein kinase At3g15890. NCBI's taxonomy places the organism in Eukaryota, Viridiplantae, Streptophyta, Magnoliopsida, Fagales, Betulaceae. Gene Ontology annotation, molecular function: protein kinase activity; ATP binding. The record is from RefSeq and is a predicted model, not a curated record. The coding region runs from base 158 to 1222 and encodes 354 amino acids. The transcript is spliced from 4 exons. Gene Ontology annotation, biological process: protein phosphorylation.
CUUGACUUCUUCUAAGGCUGCCCUUUGUCUCCACCAUAGGACUCCUUCCUCUUGCUUUGAAAUAUCCGAUGUAUUUGCUUUCUUCUUGUUUAUCAGACAAUUUUCAUCAAUCUGCACUCUCGGAUCCCGCAGCAUUUAAAUCAAUUCAAUUUGUAUCAUGCUUCCUCCCAUGAGGAAGAUGACCUGGAGAUGCUUUUGUUGCAUCUCAGGUGAAGAGCAACCGGAGAGCAGUGUAUGCAAGAAUAGGGAUUAUCCAUGGGAAAUAUACUCUCUUAAGGAGCUACUUCAAGCAACAAACAACUUCCAUCAGGACAACAAGAUUGGUGAAGGCGGGUUUGGAAGUGUUUAUUGGGGUCGAACAAGUAAAGGCGUUGAGAUUGCUGUUAAACGACUAAAGGCAAUGAGUGCGAAGGCAGAGAUGGAGUUUGCUGUGGAAGUUGAAAUUCUUGGCAGGGUGAGGCAUAAGAAUCUGUUGGGUUUGAGGGGAUUUUACGCUGGUGGGGAUGAGAGGCUAAUUGUCUAUGAUUACAUGCCUAAUCAUAGCUUGAUCACCCAUUUGCAUGGCCACCUCGCUGAAGAUUGUCUGCUAGAUUGGUCUCGGAGAAUGAGCAUAGUCAUUGGAUCAGCAGAAGGUUUGGCGUACUUGCACCAUGAGGCCAAUCCUCAUAUAAUUCACCGAGACAUCAAGGCAAGUAAUGUCCUCCUAGACACUGAAUUUGAAGCAAAAGUCGCUGAUUUUGGUUUUGCAAAGCUAAUUCCAGCCGGUGUUAGUCAUCUGACUACAAGAGUAAAGGGAACCCUGGGAUAUUUGGCUCCUGAAUAUGCCAUGUGGGGGAAGGUUUCUGAGAGCUGCGAUGUCUAUAGCUUUGGUAUUUUACUUCUAGAGAUAAUUAGUGCAAAAAAGCCAUUAGAAAAACUCCCCGGUGGAGUCAAGCGCGAUAUUGUGCAAUGGGUCACACCCUAUAUCCAAAGGGGUGCACUAAAUCAUAUUGCUGACCCAAGGUUGAAGGGAAAGUUUGAUCGAGAUCAGCUUAAAUCGGUGGUCAUAAUUGCAUUGAGAUGCACAGAUAGCAACCCUGAGAUCCGGCCGAGCAUGAUAGAGGUGGUGGAGUGGCUCAACGGUGGCAUCGGCAUCGGGAGGAGCACAAAAGAGGUAUCUUAUGUGGAAGACAUAGUUGAUGAGGCAGACGAAGAAAAAGAACAAAAGGGAUACCAAUUUUGAAGGGUUUGGAAUGGAACCAUUUGAAGUAAGUGAGUGCCGCAUGCAUGGGUUCCCAAUUAAAUCGAAAAUGAGAUCGAUAUUCUAGAUUUAUUUUGUGAAAUUGUAAGAUUCUUUUUACAAGUCAUGUAACUAAGCAAUGUGAAAGACAAUUUCCAAGGUACACAUCGGAGAUCAAGAGGUACGAUACAUUUCAUCAAUUUUA